GCCCAGUCACACUAGCCCAUCCAGGCCCGGCCCAGCAAAAACACAGGCCACAAGCCCACCACACACAGCGUGGUAGCACCCCACCACGCCACAUUUCUCCUCCCUCUUUCCUCCCUUCCUCGGCCGCCGCCGCUGCCCGACGACCGACCGACCGGCGAUGGAUCCGGUGGAAGAGACGCCGGAGGUGGUGAUGGGCUUGUACGGGGGCCCGGCGCGCCGUGUCGAGAGCGGAGCAUCAGAGACGAUGCUCCUGUGGGGCCUGGGCCAGCCGGCGUCCCACCGCCCCAACGCCUUCGCGCGGCAGGGCUUGCCGGCCUUCCCCAUCGACGCGUGCGGCCGCCGCCUGACGCUCCACCAGCAGCCGUCCUCCUUCCGUGGCGCCUCGGGGGUCACGGGCGCCGUCGUCUGGGACAGCGCCGUCGUGCUCGCCAAGUUCCUCGAGCACGCGGCCGACGGCGGCCUGCUGCCGGUGCGCGGCGCGCGCGCAGUGGACCUCGGCGCCGGGUGCGGGCUGGUGUCCGUCGUGGCCGCGCUGCUCGGCGCGCGGGUUGUGGCGACGGACCUGCCCGACCGCGUCCGGCUGCUCCGCAAGAACCUCGAGGAGAACGUCCCUGUCGGGGGUGGCGCGGGCGGGUCGGCGGCGGUGGCGGAGCUGGUGUGGGGCGACGAGUACGAGCUGGACCCGGAGCUGCUGCUCUGGCUCGACCAAGAGGCAGAGCCGCCGGAGCUGGUGCUGGGGUCCGACGUGGUGUACAGCGAGGAGGCCGUCGGCGACCUGCUGGCCACGCUCACCCGGCUCGCCGGGCCGCGCACCACCGUGCUGCUCGCCGGAGAGCUCCGCAACGACGUGGUUGUGGAGUGCUUCCUGGAGGCGGCCAUGGGGGAGUUUGAGAUCGGUUGCAUCGAGCAGGAGCAUUGGCACCCCGACUUCCGCACCAACCGCGUCGCCAUCUUCGUCCUCGUCAAGAAGAAGAAGAAGAAGGUCUCAUCGCCAUAGCUGCUCAACCUACUCGAGUGCUGCUCAUUGUCACCCAUAGCCUCCUGCUGCUGCUCAGUAGAAGCAACAAGGGUUGGUCUGGUGCAGAAUCAUUGUUGGUUGUAACAUUAUUAUAUACUGAAGCCAGUGCACACUUUGGCUGCACCUCUCGGUGGUACUA
Aegilops tauschii subsp. strangulata is the source of this 1157-nucleotide messenger RNA. RefSeq lists its product as uncharacterized. The record is from RefSeq and is a predicted model, not a curated record. NCBI's taxonomy places the organism in Eukaryota, Viridiplantae, Streptophyta, Magnoliopsida, Poales, Poaceae.